AUGGAUGUUCACAUAGGGUCCUCUCCUCCAUACUCUGGUUGCAUGGUGACAGCCCAAACCUUUGGCCAAGGGGUCGCUUUAGAGGCCAGCGUACCUGAUGACAAAAUUUUGGGUUCUGCUGAUGACACUGAAUUGGUCCCUGCUGAAUCGUUGCAAGUUGCUCUAGGUGGUGAUCCUUUACCGAGCCAUCAGUUGAUCUCUCACGACUUGGGAGUCGCCUCCUUCUUCUCCAACUUCCAGGCGUUGGUCGAUGAGAUGUCUAGUCAGCUGAGGUCGCAGGGCGCUUCUGUCCCAGAAGGAGCUUUGUCUCUAGCGCGUUGGAAUCUGGUGCUGCUUCAGCGGCGUGUUUCUGACUUAGAGGCGGCGAAUGCUGAUAUGACUCGGCAGUAUUCUGAUCUUGAAGAAAAACUCUCUCAAGGUCAAGCUGCUUUGGUCCCGCGGUGCUCUGAUCUUCAGGAAAAGUAUUCCCAAAGUCAGACUGAGCUGGCCCAAGUUUCUUCUUCUCUGAAUGAUGCUAACACGCUGAACUCUACUCUUCACGCUCAGCUUGACUCUGAAAAGGAAGAAAAACGUGCCCUUGUUACUUCUCGUGACAAUCUUGACAGGCUAUACCGUGACUCUAGCAACUCGCUGACCAUCUUGGAGAGGAGUCAUCGCUUUACCAGGGAGGAGUUACACAAUCUUCGUUAUAAGCUGCAAGAAUCCUUGGAUGACAUGAUUCGCCUCAGACAGUUGAUAUCAGUCAAAGAUGUUGUCAUCAAGAAUCUGUGUGCUUCUAAGAAAUCCGUCGCCCAGGAGCUAGAGGCCGCUCAGUUGGCUGUCAAGGUUGCUGAAGAGACUUCCGCCACUCUGAGGGCCCAGCGCGAUAAAGCUAUGGAUAAAGCUAUUCGCGCGGGGCAGAUUCUAAUGAGGAGACCUGGUGUGGUUGUCCCUGACGAUAUAGUGGCAGAUGUGAACGCCGCUCCUGAUUCUUCCAGUCGUCCUUCUUCGUCGGUUGCUCCUGAAAAGAACGUUGCAAAAUAG
Molecule: messenger RNA, 1023 nt
Organism: Zea mays
Lineage: Eukaryota; Viridiplantae; Streptophyta; Magnoliopsida; Poales; Poaceae
Exons: 4
Coding region: 1-1023 (340 amino acids)
Source: RefSeq, a predicted model, not a curated record